Penicillium taxi is the source of this 1191-nucleotide messenger RNA. RefSeq names its product class I SAM-dependent methyltransferase. The record is from RefSeq and is a predicted model, not a curated record. Gene Ontology annotation, molecular function: methyltransferase activity. NCBI's taxonomy places the organism in Eukaryota, Fungi, Ascomycota, Eurotiomycetes, Eurotiales, Aspergillaceae. The transcript has a single exon. Bases 1 to 1191 code for a protein of 396 amino acids.
AUGGACAUGAUGACCCCAGGCGUUCCUUCGCUCUCCGCCACUACGGCGUCUGGAUCAGAUAACCAUUCCAAUCUCAGUUCAACCUUCGCCGCAACUUCAUCCUCCUCUUUGACCUCCAUGACCGACUAUUCCACCUUCCCACUAGGUCGUCAGGGUGACCGCACGUACUUCCGAGACCCCGAAAACUUAUACCCUCUUCCUAGCGACAUCGCCGAAAUCCACCGCCAAAGCUUGCGCACGAUGAUGUUACUGCGCGUCUUCGGCGGGCCAUUUUGUAACCCCCACAUUUCAAAUCACCCGCCGAAGCGCGUCUUGGAGCUCGCAUGCGGAUCCGGUUUGUGGUCCGGUUUGUGCCACGAGUACUUUGUUCGGCGCGGCCAGCCGAACGUGGCCUUUGUUGGCCUCGACAUGGUUUCCCUGGCCCCGGAUCUUCGGAAACAGGGAAUGAACUGGCAAUUUAAACGACACGAUCUCCGCCGCCCCCACCUUCCUUUCCCUGACGAUUAUUUCGAUCUCGUUUUCAUUAAAGAUGCCGGAAUGACUCCCCAGAGCCCCGCGCAACAAGCUUCCGGGCUGACAGAAUACCUGAGAGUGUUAAAGUCUGGUGGUGUCUUGGAAAUUUGGGACUCAGACUCGGUAUUUCGCUCGUUGCUCCCCAAUCCAGCUCCAGCCCGGAAAGUUUCCACGAAAGAUCAGGAGAUCGCCAACUCGACUGCUACCUACACAUUUUCCGCCGCCACUCCCUUCACAGCGGCCCAGAAUAAAUUUCUCAUCGAUUAUAAUUCGUGGGUCGAGAAAUCUUUCGACAGGCGCAAACUCACUGUUUUGCCAUGCGCCACCAUCGGCCUUGCCUUUCAAAGCGAAAUCGAUAUCAUGGAGAAUGUCGACAGUCGUCGAAUCGCAAUUCCACUGGGGGAUAUGCGAUGGGAGCGGGAGGGUCAAGGAGGGAAAGAUUCCACAGGCUCCCGCAAAACAUUGACCCCCGAACAAGCAUCUAUACGGCAAACUGCCCUCCUCACAGUGAUCAAGAUGAUCGAGGGUAUGGAGCCUCUGCUCAUGGAAGCUAGUGGGAAAAGUCGCGAUGAGUGGGACAGAUGGUGGGUCGCGAUGACCACAGAUCUUUUCCAGAAGGGAGUAUUUGCCAGCGGCGAGUGUCUCGAGGUCAGUGCUUGGUGGGGACAAAAGAGAUGA